Molecule: messenger RNA, 408 nt
Organism: Adineta steineri
Lineage: Eukaryota; Metazoa; Rotifera; Eurotatoria; Adinetida; Adinetidae
Source: the annotation of a GenBank genome assembly
AUGGCCACGAAGAAUAGUAUGUCUAUCGCAGCUAAAGGUUAUGCGUUGCAUGAUGAACAAGCUAAGUUCGACCUGUUUAAUUUUCAACGACGAGCACCAGAUGAGUAUGAUAUCAUGAUAGAAAUUUAUUUUUGUGGUAUCUGUCACUCGGAUAUUCAUCAGUCUCGCAAUGAAUGGCAUAAUUCGAUUUAUCCUAUGGUACCUGGCCAUGAGAUUACAGGUAUUGCAAAGAUGGUUGGCUCAAGUGUUGCUACUAUUCAAGUGGGCGAUGCGGAGCACUUUGUGUGUAAACUACCCAAUGGUCUUGAUUUGGCCAAAACAGCUCCCCUUCUCUGUGCUGGUAUAACGAGCUAUGCACCAUUUCAAGAACACAAUGUUGGUCCAAAUACACGUGUCGGGUAUGAUUAA